Messenger RNA from Acipenser ruthenus (sterlet), 2790 nucleotides. Its product is annotated as doublecortin domain-containing protein 2B-like. The record is from RefSeq and is a predicted model, not a curated record. NCBI's taxonomy places the organism in Eukaryota, Metazoa, Chordata, Actinopteri, Acipenseriformes, Acipenseridae. The coding region runs from base 507 to 1841 and encodes 444 amino acids. Gene Ontology annotation, cellular component: microtubule organizing center; microtubule. Gene Ontology annotation, biological process: intracellular signal transduction. The transcript is spliced from 12 exons.
GCUUAGCAGAGCUUUGUUGUGAGCAUAGCAGAGGCCCUCGGAAAGUGAGAUAGAAUCACUGAUAUUAAUUAAUGAUUGAGCCGCUGCUACUCCUCAGCCGAAUGGAAUUUUGUUUGGUACAGCACCUGGAGGUGUAUUUGCUUUAAACAGCCCUUGAGUUCAAUCUCUUGCCCUCUAGUCUAGUGGAAUUUUAUUGGGAGCCAGUCGUAAUGAUCCUGUGCUGUGUAAUGUUUCAGGGGACCUGACUGCCAAACAGUGAGGUGUUCGGUUUAUCUUAUUGAUUCUGCCUUCAAGGGUAUGCUGGAGGGUUGGUUUACAAAUCCUGCUAUUGCUGGAGUUGCUGCCUUGGCAACCAGGAAAUACUCCUAGCAUAGCCACAGUCUCUCAGUUUAGACAAUACACACAACACAAGGCAAGCCAAGGACUCUGCUUAAGCAGCAGCAGCAUAACAAGCCAAUUAUAUUAAUUUUGUAUUCUUUUUGAUUUUUAAUAUUCCUUUUUAAAAAAUGACUUCUCACGGGACGGUGCUCCCGCUAACGAAGAACGUGGUGGUCUACAAAAACGGGGACCCCUUUUUCAACGGGAGGAAGUUUGUGGUGAACCAGAAGCAGUUUGUGACGUACGAAUCCUUUCUGAAUGAGGUGACGGACAACAUCCAGGCCCCCGCGGCCGUGAGGAACCUGUACACCCCUCGAGAGGGCCACAGAGUCCACGACCUGAGCGAGCUGCAGAGCGGCUCUCAGUACGUGGCAGCUGGGUUUGAACGCUUCAAGAAGCUUGACUACCUGAAUCCAGGGAGUAAAAAGCCAGCUGUGAUCAAAAAGAGAGAUGGAUUACAGAUGAGGCCCGUGUACAGAGCGAACGUCUCUGCGAAAUGGAGGAAGCACAUCCAUAUGCCAUCUGUAAUCCACGUGUUUCGAAACGGGGACCUGCUCUGCCCCCCUUUCCGAUUAAUCAUCCCCAAGAACAUGCGCCAGGACUGGGAGAAAAUCCUCAUCGAGGUCACGGAGAAAGCAAACCUCAGGACUGGGGCUGUUCGCAGGCUGUGCACAGUAGAUGGGGUGACGGUCUCCAGCGAGGAGGAGCUGGUGAGUGGACAGUACUAUGUUGCCGUGGGGACAGAAAAAUUCAAGAAGCUGCCCUACGUUGAACUCCUUGUUCCUAAAGCACCAGCACACAACGGUCUCAGAAACCACCCAGGAAACAGACGCAUUACAAAAGGAAACGAGUAUAGGAAAACUACCAGUGUUCCACAAGAUGGAGUGAGCGAUUCUGCUCUCCUGCGUUCCCCAGAGGAGUCUGACAGCCGGCGAGUGAAGUCGACAGGAGCGGCAGGUGAAGACACCAGCCCCGUCUCUCCCCGAGCCGGGAGGAGGAAACCACAGAAAAACACCGGGGAGGAAGAGCAAUCCCUCUUCUACGCCAAGCCAGUCCGGGUCCGACACUCCAGGAAGAACUCCAAAACCACUCCGCAGGAGACGCAAGAGGAAGACUCAGGGGUGUUUAAAGUGAACCGGGAGAGACGGGAGGUGCAACGAGCUCCCGAAGUGCCUGAAGAUGAGAACAUCAGAGUGGAACUCCCAGUGGAUCAGAGAGUUGCAGAUACUGUUGAAGAUGAAACGAUAGCAGCGUACGAUCAUGGAGAAGAUGAGAGAGAAGCAAAGAUUCCUGAUGAUGAAGCAGUUCCACUGAACCAUACAGAUCGGGUAGAAGACGGGGAACUCCCAUAUCGCGAAACAAAAAGAAGCCCUAGACCUGAGAAUGGUAGAUUACGUGACUACCACAGUGUGGAGCGGAAUGGAAGGACAAGCCACGCCUCCUCUCACAGGCUGCAAGAGUAAAUGAUCGUUGAGAACUGGAACACCGAGAGGAAUGAUUCUCAGAACAAAUUUAUACUUAAAUAUUGUGCCACGUCUACAACACAAUUGGGUCUAUUCAAUUGCUCUAAACAAAUAAUAAUAAAUUAGGCAAAACAGCAGUUUUUUGAUCUGCCACUCUUUUAGCACAAUUGAAAAGACCACUGUGUGCCUACCAUGUUACCAUGCCUGCUCCCUGCUAUAUGAAUGCAUGUCCACGUUUACAGUAUUUUAAAUACAAAAAUGUACCUAUAUUGUUUACUGUAUUCAUAUAUCCUCAACAGACCUAAUUAUUAUUUUUUAAAUAUAUAAUUAUAUUUAUAGAACAUACCCAUGAACCAAAAGGGAAUGUCCUUUAAACAGAAAGAAAUGAUAUGUAGGCAAAAAUAUUCAUAAAACUUGCAUUUGAUAAUACCAAAUACUAACACCAGAAUGCCACACUCGUCCUGUAGGUGCAUCUCUGGUCUGGAGCAGCAUAAAUGUGUCAGUCUGUUGUCUUAAGACUUAAAUAUAGUGAUGAAUAUUACUGUAUAUGGAGAAUACUAGGUUAGUUUAAUAUAAUGUAAGAACAUGAUUAGUUGUAAUGUAUUUGAUUUACUUUUAUUAGUAAAAAUUCACCAAUGUACAAAAUAUUUUUAAACCUUUAUAAUCCUCUUAAGUCAGUGUUUCUGGGUGAUAUUAAUAUAUAUUUUGAUAUUAUCAUUAUCAGUAAUGAUAAUGUAAUGCAUAAUUUGAAAAUAUCUGAAUCAAACUGUAAAAAAAAAUUGUUUUAUUUUAGAAAUACAUAUUUAUAUGGCAUACAUAACUUUCAAUAUUUACAGAUUUUUUUUGCAAGAGACAAACAGUUUACUAUCUGGAAUUGUAUGUUAAACAGUGCUUACAAAUUACUUUAAUAAGUCUAUUUGGUUUCAAUAAAAAUCUAACUUUAUAUAAA